UAGAUAGAUAGAUAGAUAGAUAGAUAGAUAGAUAGAUAGACAGAUAGAUAGAUAGAUAGAUAGAUAGAAGGUGCGAUGUAUCAGAUAGACCGGGAAUGCGCUUUAUAAUUGCAAGGAAAGGCACAAUGAAAUGGAUAAAUCGAGAGACCCGUGGAUAGGAAAAGCCCUCUAAAAGAGUUGAUGCCGCUUUUCUGCGAUAUCCCAACCUUCCAGGAGGCAUCCUAAACCCACAGGGCACUUCGCAUCGCUAAUCGGUUAUCUUCUGAAGCUCACACAUUUAAAGAAAAGACAAAAGAAAAAAACCGGACGCCCUCCGCCGCCGCACGUUGCCGAAAGCGCAGCCCUCCUUCACCGCGGCGCACGUUUCGCCCCCAGGGUUUAAAGUGAGAGGCUCUCGUGGACGUCCAGCCCGGACGCCGCGGUGUGAAAAGGCGAUAAAGUAAAGUUUAGGCGGACCCCCUCUGUCCAAAUCCACCCCACCCCCCUCGCUCCUCUUCCCUCCACCACCACCACCACCCCUUCCUCCUCCUCGGUUUCGCUGCUGGAUUUCGACAAGCCCAGCCCAUCUGGUGCAGCAAAUGGUUGAACUCACCAGGGAAGCGCAGAGAAGAAGUAAGAGAGAGAGAGAGAGAGAGAGACGGAGAGAGAGAAGGGGGAUCAGAUUGAAAACAGAUCAGGCUGUCGAUUUCUGUACUUGGAAAUCUUAGACUCAGCCCCCCACACUCACACACACACACACAAAAGUUUAAAGCCUUCCUUCGCCGCCUGCGCCCCCUCUGAAGACUUGCAAAAAGCCUGGAAAACUUUCCGAAAUGGGCAAUGAUGGACCGGGGAAACUCAACGGCCGAUGAAAGUUCACGAGUGAAAUUCCUCGAGACGAAGACGAUUACAUCGACGAUAAGCCCGCUAGUUUUCCUUUGAUCCGAGUUCCUCUUGUUUUUUUUUUCUUCUUCUUUCUUUUGAAUAUGUUUUUAUACUGGAUCUUCUGAACGCAUCAAACGGGACAUGAAGUUACAAAUCUGACUUGCAGGCCAUCAAAGUCUUUGCUAGCGUUUUUUUUUUGUUUCUUUUAAGAAGGCUGUGAUUCCCUUUUGGAUCCGAAUACGCAGAUCUUCUCGUUUUCAUCAGGCGCUGAAUUUUCUGGAGCAGAGUCCCACGCUGUUCUUCGAAGCAGGCCACCGGGUUUUGGCACCAAUGAUGGAGACUACGGCUCAAGCUGCAUCUGAGAAAAAAGAGCCCAAAGGAUCAAGCGAUGGCAACGGCUUCAUGGAUGUCACCAAAAAAUCAUCAGUUUCAACAAUAACACGAGCCCCACACCAUUUAUUCCCAGCAUUCCAUCCUCCGAUUCCAAUUGACAUGCGUCACCAUGAAGGACGAUACCAUUAUGAGCCUCACUCCUUGCACGCAAUGCACGGGCCCCCUGGAUUAGCUGGCAGCCCCGUCAUCUCUGACAUCUCCCUGAUUCGUCUGUCACCCCACCCAGCUGCCACGGGGGAGUCCCCGUUCAAUCCCCCUCACCACUACGUCAACCCUCACAUGGAGCACUACCUCCGGUCUGUGCACAGCAGUCCAACGCUCUCAAUGAUCUCCGCUGCCAGGGGGCUCAGCCCAGCCGAGGUUACACAUGAACACUUGAAAGAGAGGGGUCUUUUUGGACUGCCGCCUCCACCUGCUGGUGCCAGCCCUGCGGACUACUACCACCAGAUGACCCUGAUGGCCACCCACCGCAGCCCCUACGGGGACAUCCUCAUGCAGAGCGGAGCACCAGUGGCCGCCGCAGCACACCUCCCCGAUUACAUCAGUCCCGCUGACGUGUCACGAUUCUCCAGCCCGAGACUGACGCCUCGGAUCAGCCGUAAGAGAGCUUUAUCCAUCUCCCCGCUCUCGGAUGCCAGCAUUGACCUCCAGACCAUGAUCAGGACCUCGCCAAACUCACUGGUGGCCUACAUCAACAACUCCCGGAGCAGCUCGGCGGCCAGCGGAUCCUAUGGACAUCUGUCAGCCGGAGGUAUCAGCCCGGCCUUCACCUUCCCACAUCCCAUCAACCCCAUGGCAUACCAGCAGAUUCUGAACCAGCAGCGGAGCCUGAGCGCGGCCUUUGGUCACACGCCACCUCUCAUCCAGCCUUCUCCUACAUUUGCCUCCCGGCAGCACGUGGCUGGCAUCUCCACCCUGCCUUCGCCUUCUCACAACAACAACGCAAGCAGCAAUUCUGACUCGAACCAGAACGCAAGUGGUGAGUCGGCCGUCAGCAGCACGGUGAACCCAAUGAUAACCAAGCGAUCCAAAGUGAAGACAGAGAUGGAGGCUCUGAGGCCUGCCUCGCCAGGAGCUCAGGAUCACCUGACUGGAAUCCUUGACCUCAAAGAAGACUUUGAUAAAGACGACUGCAAACAAGAACCUGAAGUGGUCUACGAAACCAACUGCCACUGGGAGGGCUGCACUAAGGAGUACGACACGCAGGACCAGCUCGUCCAUCACAUUAAUAACGACCACAUCCACGGGGAGAAGAAGGAGUUUGUGUGCCGCUGGGAGGAUUGCUCGCGGGAGCAGAAGCCCUUCAAGGCACAGUACAUGCUCGUGGUGCACAUGCGGAGACACACCGGGGAGAAGCCACACAAGUGCACGUUUGAAGGUUGUUCCAAAGCAUACUCACGUCUGGAAAAUCUGAAGACGCAUUUGAGAUCCCACACUGGAGAGAAGCCAUACGUUUGUGAGCACGAGGGCUGCAAUAAAGCCUUCUCUAACGCUUCAGACCGGGCUAAGCACCAAAACCGCACCCAUUCAAAUGAGAAACCCUAUGUCUGCAAAAUUCCCGGCUGCACAAAGAGAUACACGGACCCGAGCUCCCUAAGGAAGCACGUGAAGACGGUCCACGGCCCUGAAGCCCAUGUGACCAAGAAACAGCGCAACGAUGUGCACCCCCGGCCGCACCCGGCGAAAGAAAACGGAGAAAACGAGGCGAGCGCCAAGCACAGCGGCAGGGCAGUGGAGGAGAAAAUGGGGGCCAACAGCACCUCUAGAGGCAUGGAGGACUGUCUGCAGGUCAAAAGCAUCAAGUCAGAAAACUCUGUGGUGUAUCAGUCCAGCCCUGGUGGUCAGUCAUCAUGCAGUAGUGAGCCAUCCCCACUUGGGGGUGCCACCAACAAUGACAGUGGAGUAGAAAUGAACCUGAACAGUGGAGGCAGUCUGGGAGACCUGACUGCACUGGACGACCCCCCCAUCGUGGACUCCACUGUUUCUUCUGGGACGUCGACAGCUGGCCUUCAGCUGAGGAAGAACUUAACUGCAACCCAAAGACUCGAACAACUCAAGAAGGAGAAGCUAAAGUCAAUGAGAGAUUCCUGUUCCUGGGCCAGCCCAUCUUCUCAAGUCAGAAACACCAAGCUGCCCCCGAUACCCAUGACGGGUUCUCUGCUGGACAAGUUGAGUGUUGGUGCCUCCAGUUCUCUCCUGCCCAACCCAAGGAAGAGCGAGUUCCCCAGCAGCGAGAUGACAAUGCUCAGCCAGCUGAGUGAGCGCAGGGACAGCACAACGAGCACCAUCAGCUCGGCCUACACGGUCAGCAGGCGGUCAUCGGGCAUCUCGCCCUGCUACUCCAGCCGCCGCUCCAGCGAUGCUUCCCAGUUUGGUGGUCGUCCAAACAAUGUCAGCUCAGCAGACUCGUACGAUCCCAUCUCCACAGACAUGUCGCGCCGUUCCAGUGAGGCGAGCCAAUGUGGCGAUAUCCCUAAUGUCUUGAACCUCACUCCUGCCCAACAUUACAGGCUCAAAGCCAAAUAUGCGGCUGCCACCGGUGGACCACCACCGACCCCUCUGCUUAACAUGGACCGUAUGGGUCUCCGCACGAGGAUGUCUCUACUCGGUGACGUGCACGAGUCCGCGUCUGUCCCCUUCUUACUGCCAACAGUUCCCAGGCGAUGCAGUGACAGCGGCUACGCCACAUCGAGCAUGAUGCCCCACGAAGUGCCGGGCAGUUUAAACAGGAGGGCGAGCGAUCCUAUCCGGCGGCCAAAUAUCGACGCUACGGCAAUGCCAAGAUUUCCACGCUUCAACAGCACAAACAGCGUGAACCCCUUAACACAGCCAGUGGAGCGGAGGAACUUAACCCUGCAGAAUUACGCCUACUUGCAAAGCAGUCCCCACAGGUACGUCUGCGCUUCCAGGCCACCAAGCAUCACAGAGAAUGUUGCCAUGGAAACUGCAUCGGGCGAUGCAGACAACUCGAGUCCAGAAGACGACAUCAUGCUACCAGAUGACGUGGUGCAGUACCUAAAAUCUCAGAAUAACGUGUCCACCCAGGCCAGGAGUUCCACGGGUUAUGGGAGCCCAGGGCAGGCCUUCCAGGGAAACCUGAACUUGCAGCAGCAGCAGUUCUGUAACCAGCACCGGCUGGAAGUGGCAGAAACCGGUAUGAACCACAACCUGCCAAUGAUGCCAGCGUGCCAAAUGAGUCCGGGGCGUCCCCAGCAGUUCCAGCCCUCUCCCAGAGAGAACAGCAUGCCCGUCCAGUGGAACGAAGUCAGCUCAGGCACGGUGGACACGAUGCCAAACCAGACAAAACAGCCGUUCGUCCGGACAAACUUGGCAGUGGUGCAGCAACGACAAAACUUCAGCCAGUACCAAAAUCUUAACGCCAACCAUCAGCCCACGGUGGCGAAUGACGUGAACCUGCCUCCACAGAACUGUAUGCAGAGGAGUGCGGGGUACAAUGGCGUACGGGCGACCUGCAUGCUGCAAAGGCCGUCAAACUGUCAGAACGCCAAUGAGAACCCUCAGCAGUUCAACCAAAACAGCACGAUGAUGAACCCAAAUUUGAUGAACGCCAACAUCGGUCAAAUGUCAGCUUGCACCGGCAACCAAAUGGCGGCCAAUAGCAAUACGGGGAUGGUAACGCAGAACCCAGUAGAGCAGAGCUAUGGAUCAUCCAAUGGGAGUCAAGGUCACAUGGCCUAUGUAGCCAAUCAUGACGGGUUUAACCCAAUGGUGCCCCAAAUGAGCCCUGGGCAGCAGUACUUUAACAGGCAGCCCGAAGCUGGCACCAUGAACCCCGUUGGCCAACGCUUUAACAGUUCAGCGAUGCAACCCCGUCCUCCUCUUGGGCCCAGUCCAAUGAGUAGGCAACGGGAAGCCAUGAGCUCCCAAAACCUCCUGAGGAGCCCCCAGUCUCUGACUGGCACGAGCCCUGGCCACAACUCAUCAGAAGCCAGUCCUAAAAGGCCACCGAGUCUGGCAGCCUCUCAGUGCCCAAACGGAAACUGGAACGCCGCUACGAUGUUUUAUUCAGGACAGAUUCACAUGUAUGAGCCCAAUGGAAAUUUCCCGGCGCAUUUGUCGUGCGCGGCGCAGCAUUCCCAGGUGUGUUCCUUGGAAUCGAAAGCCAACGCCAUGCCAUCUCCGGGUGUCAAUCAGGUAUCAAGCACAGUGGACUCUCAGAGUAUGGAGCAUGCUCAGAUAGACUUCGACGCCAUCAUGGAUGACGGAGACCACUCCAGCUUAAUGUCGGGAACCUUGAGUCCCAGCAUCCUGCAGAACCUCUCGCAGAAUUCCUCCAGGCUCACCACUCCCCGCAACUCUUUGACGCUCCCUUCGGUGCCAGGUGGCGUCACCAACAUGGCCAUUGGAGACAUGAGCUCCAUGUUGACGGCCCUGGCAGAGGAGAGCAAAUUCCUCAACAUGCUGUCUUAACGGAGCGCCGACCCAAGGUGUCGAGAAGGAAUCGCUUUCCUUUUCACGUUGGAUUUGUUUUUUGUUUUUUUUUGGUUACUAACCGUUUCUGGACGUUCGCCCGCCUGUUGGACCCAAAGGUUGCUGUUUGGAUGUUGAGCGAGGCGGAAACACUCCAUGAUCUGGACAAGAGAAAUAUCACGUUGUAGUCGUUUUCUCGGAUACAGACGACCGGAAACCUCCGGAUUGUAAGACGGGCUACACGCAGUCGGUUGCAGUCUCUUCUUGUAAAUUCCAAAAACUGCGUUGAUUUGCAACACGCGAACGACGUGCCUGUCACGUAGUCAGAAGAACGACGAACGAACGAUAAGCCAAACCCAGGGCACCACGCGUGGACGGAGCUCUUCUUCCGAUGUUGAUGGCGAAUUACUUUUUGGAGCAGGAGCGGCGUUUCGCUACGUCGAUCUCCACGUACCCUACGUCUGUAAAUUUGUGUUAGGCGAGUGACUGUAAAGAGACCCCGAGGUGCUCGACGUGAGAGGGGCACCGCAAAGGAGGGUCGCUGUGUAAAUAGCCCAAAGAAGCCCAUCCAUAGAAACUCGAAAAAGAGAUGCCCACUUUAGGUGGGGGCCAUUUCUGUUAGGCUAUGCUUCUCCCAGGAUGGCAGCUUAAUUGAAACGUUGGGGGUGGGAAAUGUAAGAAAGUCGAGGAGUCGGGACGACGUGACGCUUUGGGAGAUGGCUACGAUUUGGGGG
Erpetoichthys calabaricus (reedfish) is the source of this 6422-nucleotide messenger RNA. RefSeq names its product GLI family zinc finger 2a (gene gli2a). Lineage: Eukaryota; Metazoa; Chordata; Cladistia; Polypteriformes; Polypteridae. The record is from RefSeq and is a predicted model, not a curated record. Gene Ontology annotation, molecular function: RNA polymerase II cis-regulatory region sequence-specific DNA binding; DNA-binding transcription factor activity, RNA polymerase II-specific. Bases 1195 to 5688 code for a protein of 1497 amino acids. The transcript is spliced from 14 exons. Gene Ontology annotation, cellular component: nucleus. Gene Ontology annotation, biological process: smoothened signaling pathway; regulation of transcription by RNA polymerase II.